Leptomonas pyrrhocoris is the source of this 511-nucleotide messenger RNA. RefSeq lists its product as hypothetical. Gene Ontology annotation, biological process: autophagy of mitochondrion. Lineage: Eukaryota; Euglenozoa; Kinetoplastea; Trypanosomatida; Trypanosomatidae. The coding region runs from base 110 to 511 and encodes 133 amino acids. Gene Ontology annotation, cellular component: mitochondrial outer membrane. The transcript has a single exon. The record is from RefSeq and is a predicted model, not a curated record.
GCUCUUCGGCCCAUCGCCUCAGAACGUAGGUGGCACUGUUUUUCUUUGCCUUCGACAUUUUUCUCUCCCACUUCUACUCUUUCUUCCGCCUUUGAAGCCCCGCACGACGAUGCCUUCUCCGAAGAACGCCCCCGCAUCCAAGAAGGAGGAUGGCUUCGCGCUGCCCGCUGGCCUCAACCUCACCAACGUGAGCAAAGAAGCCGCCGUGAGCGGUGCGAUGGGGGCCGCCGUCGGUGUGGCUGCUCACCGCCUCACCUCGGACGCGCUCUACGGUGCGGGCCUGUGCUUCGCCGGAUUGCAGUGUCUCUCCUACUUCGGCCUCAUCACCAUCCACUGGAGCGCCAUUUCGGACGCCGUGGAGAAGGUCGCGGACCAAAACAAGGACGGCAAACUGGAUGUCGAGGACGCGAAGAUCGUCUGGCGUCGCUUCAUGGGGUACGCAAGCCGCGGUGUGCCGAGCGCUGCGGGCUUUUCUUCGGGAUUCAUGAUUGGUUACAAGUAUCUUUCGUAG